This is a messenger RNA of Phanerochaete carnosa HHB-10118-sp, 1188 nucleotides long. RefSeq lists its product as uncharacterized. The transcript is spliced from 11 exons. The record is from RefSeq and is a predicted model, not a curated record. Lineage: Eukaryota; Fungi; Basidiomycota; Agaricomycetes; Polyporales; Phanerochaetaceae. The coding region runs from base 1 to 1188 and encodes 395 amino acids.
AUGAUUAACUGGGAGAAGCUCUUCGGCUCCGAUGUUUGGCAAACGCUUUCUCCCGGCGAUCAUAUAGAUCUAAUCGAGCUCGUAGAGCGAAACAUAUCAGCCAACAUCGUUGCUUGCUCCGCGCUCACAUGGGCCAUAUACGACACUUUCCUGACAAUCGGAAGGGAGUCUCGAUAUGUCUGGUCUCGAAAACCCGCAGCUACUACUGCUAUUUAUGUCGCAAAUCUUCGCCUACACAGUUGUAGGGUGCAAGGUAUCGUGGGAUUGGUAGUUUUUAUGCUCGUAUACAUUUCACAAGCUGCAUUCUCCGCUUUGCGAUUGUUUGCGAUUCGGGACCGUAGCCUCAAGCUCGCUGUCUUUGUGUUCAAUCUGCACAUACCACCGCUUAUCCUCGAUGUGCUAUGGUCCCCAUACCGGAUCCCGGACGCUUAUCUUGCCAUCGAAUACUUCCCGGGAUGCUAUCUUAUGUACAAUAGUUCGUACAUGAUACCUCUAAUAACAGCGUUCAUUCUUCGACGUGCUAUGACCCUCGCCACAGAUAUCAUUGUGCUCUUGCUCACUUGGACGAAGACCUAUCACAUUCGUCGCGAAGUUCGGAGCUUUGGGAUAAAUGCGUCUAUCUCAACGCUUCUCCUCAGAGACGGUAAUUUUACCGGUUUUCUGGACCUGUGCGGUGCUUACAUGCUUCGUAUUCCUUGCCCUCAGCGUCUUCGACUUGACGAUGGCUCAACACUUCUUAUCGACUACUCAAGCCUCUUCCUCCAAGUCUUCCGCAGCAUCACCGUCUGUCACUUCAUCCUGCACUUGCGAGAGGUCUAUCUCACAGGCAGCGACGAGAACACAAGCAGCCCGCUUGCCUCAUCCUUCCUCCAAUUCGCGUCCCACGCCAUAGGAAACCUCGGCGCACCACUCGAUCUUGCCUGCGACGACGACGACGCGGAGGAUACCAAAUGGGUCUCACGCAAUCCUCUCGCCGUAGGGCUUCCGAUAAUGUCCGAGCCAGAAGAGCACGACGCACUGUAUCAAGUGGCAAGAACCUCACUCCAGUCGACGCCCGAGAUCAAGGAUGUCUUCGACGACGACAAGUACGCACAGCGCUACCUCUUGCUUGUGAGGCGGAAAAACACGGGAGACGAGCUCUACAACGACAUCACGCCUGAGACGCACUCCUUCCUCGUCGAAGAAUGA